This is a messenger RNA of Mesorhabditis spiculigera, 912 nucleotides long. NCBI's taxonomy places the organism in Eukaryota, Metazoa, Nematoda, Chromadorea, Rhabditida, Rhabditidae. The record is from the annotation of a GenBank genome assembly.
AUGAACCUAACGACGGAGUUGCUACCGUUAAAGGUGGCCGCAGCGAGGACAGUCGCGCUGCUGUUGAUCCAGAAACAAAUACGAUGGCGAAAACUCGUGGAAGUUGCCCGUACCCUCCGAGAGAUCAUUCCGAAGUUAAAACUCCCAAUCAAAAUCCGGCGCCCGCUACAAGAUUUGGUAUCUUUACUACUUCGCGAAAUUCAGCGAUGGGCCGACAAGCACGUGGAAAUGUUUCCCAAAGUCCCGGUAAAAAUUGGGCGCACCCCUCGAUCCGAGCACGUUCGCAUGUUUCAGCCGUGGAUCGUCUGGAAGCCCGGGAAAUACGAAAUCGAUGACUAUCUGACCGCGAAAAAUAUUAUGCAAAACGAAUGUAAGAAUUGGCCGCAGGUGCGCUGGCAAUUCGCUUGCUGCUACGCGAUGGAGGAAGAGAUUUUCGAUGAUUGGAAGUACGAUCGACACCGAAGAUCAACUUUUAAAAAAACCCUCAGCGACCACCCAGUAUACGAAUUUUGGUCAGCGCUUUACGAAGCCCGAUGGGAGUCGAUGUUCGAAACGGAACGACGAUUGCCGAAUCAGAAAAUGACGCAAUGCUUCAUCUUCGCAAUCACCAAUGGCUACUGCGAGCUCGUGAAAUUUUUGUGGCACAAGAUCGGGCUGAACCAUGGGGAGUAUGUUGGUCUCCUGCAAUGGAAAGCCUCCUGUUUCCGAUGCCGAGACCGUGAUACCAUGAAGUUCUUGUGCACAAAGUUAUGCGAGCUCAACCCAAAAGCCGUGGCCCGGAUUACAUGGUGCACAUUUUUUGACGCUUUCUACAAGGCUGUAAAUGUUGUUGACCGUAUCCACGACCGUACCCGAACCAGCCAUGGAAGCUCGAUGAAACAGAUGAUUCUGCGAAAGCAGCAGACAAUCAAU